CACUUUCACUUUCAGGCUAGCCUCUGUCUGAGCUCACACAGACAGACUGCCCAGAGGGCGAGAGAGAGAGAGAUAGCGGGUCUGUUUCCCCCACUCUGUCCAUUAGCCAAUUUAAAGGGUGAGCAGAGAGUGAGGUCUGUAAUAUACUGGGUCAACAGGGAAAGAGAAGGAAAGGGAAAGGCUGCAGUUUGACAGGCUGAGAGGUCGGAAAAUCCAAAGUGAGAGCGCAGUGCAGAUUGCGUGAGAGAGAGAAGGGGGUGAAAAGAUUUGGAAAGUACCCGGGAGACAAAAGGAGGAAUUCUAAAAGACAGGUCAACUAAGCUGGAGUCUCAACAGUAGAGGGAAAAAGAAAAGACUCAGAGCUCUCUCUCUCUCUCUCUCUCUGUGUCACACACUUGAAGGAACCGCUGAGGAAACUUUGCCUAGUCAGACCAAAGGACUUAUUUGAUCUGCGUAUUGCAUGCUUUCAACCACAGACAUGGAGAAGUGGCCUUUCUCAUGAAGAUAAAAAGGAUGUCACGAUCAGUUUUACUGUUGCUAUCAAUAUUGACAGUCCAAGGUAGUGGAUGUGAUGACUUUUUGAGGGAGGUUGUCAAGAAUCUUCAAACCACCCUUAACUCAGACCACGCUGGAUUUCGUAAGGUGUUCCCUAAAGACUAUUGGAUUUCCCACCACUACAAUGUCAACCUGCUGUGCAACACUGAUCCGUGUUGUGUGUUCCGAGCUGCGACUGUUCUCUCUGACUCCUGGCUCCAGCUCCGCGGCCAGCUGUGGCCAGAGCACCAUAGCUUCCAAUUCAUCUCCAACCUUAUACAAGCCCUGGAUGGCAGGGGUAUGACAAAAGGGUGUAUAUCACAGGUUAACUCCCCAGAGAACUGGCUAUCAAUCAAUGACAGUGCUUGCACUGUAUGUUUGUUUAAUAACAACUCCUCUCCUCCCUUAUCCCCCUUUCCUCUCCUCCCUUAUCACAUCCCUCUCUCACAGAGAUUUGAGGAUCCUGACCCUUCAGUUCUUCCCUCGGUCUCCUCCUCUCCAGAGAAACUUCUCAACUUCACUUCAUCUGUUUUCUCCAAAUGGCUGGAGCUGGGGUGCUCGACCCCGGUGGACACUUGUCCCUUCCCCACUCUGGCCUCUCCUGCUGGGGAGGAAGAAAGGGCAGCUCUGGAAAGGAAAAAAGUGAGGUCAUUAACCACACGAGCAGUUCACAUGCAACACAGGGAGAAUGAAGGGGAAACAGAGAUGAGGUUAAACACACCUCCACCAACCAAUAGGAGCCCAACAUCCAAAGGUGGGCUCCUAUUAGUUCUUUCUGGGUCUUUGUUUUUUUUAAUCUUUAUUUAACUAGGCAAGUCAAUUAAGAACAAAUUCUUAUUUACAAUGACAGCUUACAUUGGAGCCUCAUGUUAUGUGGACUGCCCUGGAUGCUACUGUAGAGCGGUUGCUAUAGUUACUGAAGUGGAUCUCUUCAAUGGCGCACACAAAAUGCAAGAAAUAAAAUAAAUAAGAUUCCCUGUUUUUGAAAGAAUACAUCCUUUUCUUUUUGCAAUGUGUUUUGGAGCACUGGUUGGCUUUUUCUUCUCAAUCUGUCCAUUCUAGCAGUUCUAAUACAGUAAGCUUUGUCAUUCAAGUGACUGUCAUGCACAUGUAAUUGUUGCACUGAAAGUACAACUGCAGUCAAGAUUAUGUAUAGAAUAAUAACCUUUUAAUUUACUGUCUGCACACCAGAGUUCUAUUAUUAUAAUUAUAAGAAACCGUUACAACAUAGCCAUAUGUAUAAAAAGCCAUAUUCUACGCAAGCUAACUAAACACUAACAAGUGUUUUAUAUUGAGCAAGCUACAGCACAUAAAUUAUUGUUCAAUAUUUCUGAUCAAAUUCAUAUGAUGUUUACAAUGCAGUGGAAUGUGAAUAUUUGUUUGUUUGUCUGUUGGUCUUCAAUGAAUGUUUUUUUUUUCUUCUAUGAACUUUUGUACAUACUGCAUCUUGUAAAUAAAAACCAUGCAGCCGUUA
Molecule: messenger RNA, 2008 nt
Organism: Oncorhynchus nerka (sockeye salmon)
Lineage: Eukaryota; Metazoa; Chordata; Actinopteri; Salmoniformes; Salmonidae
Exons: 5
Coding region: 499-1341 (280 amino acids)
Source: RefSeq, a predicted model, not a curated record